UUUUAUUCUGAUCUUCAUCCGUGCCCCCGAAGCUGCCAAGGCACAGCCCCGGGGGAUUGGGACGUCUUCCCCUCCUUUGGACGACUCAAGCUUUGUCCCGAACCACAAUUGUUCGACUUUAACAUCCAUAGCGACCUGGACAACCCUGAUCCCGAGGCUCUCUUCAGAUUCCGUGCUUGCACGAGUGGCGAUGCAGAGACCGAGGAAAACGCGCUUUUCGAAGCUCGCCGUCAGACAUCGGAGAAUGCCGAAAGCCAAUGUGUCAUUGGCCAGCCUGCUCAGGCACAAGUAUCGAUCACCACAGAGCAUCAAGGGCUUGGGUCCACCAAUCCAGUUGCCGAUGUCAUCUUUGAAAAGCUCAAAAGCUAUUUCGAGGAUAGCCUUCACUGUCGGCAAACAGUCACAUUCGCAUAUCUGAACGGUACGGUGGUUGGUCUAUACACGGGUGCUGAGAUUGGCAAACCGUCCUCGAUCUCGGCUGUGCUCGAUGAGAUUGCCCAGCACCCAGCCCUCAAUGACGGAGUCACAACCCGAAUCACUGCCGAGAUUUGCGAAGAGGACAGAAACUCACACCAUGUCUUGGGUGUCUUCAUUGACACGACUGGGGAUGUGCUUGCUGCUCAAAAGGCUCUGCAGCGCUGGGACGACCGAGAUUGUCAGUCGCGUCAUGGUGGUUCAGUCCCAUGGAAAUCACCCAUCACAAUCUUCGAAACACCCUUGGAUGCAGUGCUUAGCGAACCAGCACUUGCCAAUGGUACUCCUCGGGCGACAUGCAGCACGACCUCCGCGGUCAGCGGGGAUCAGUGUAAGCACUUGGCCGCAAGGUGUGGCAUCACCAUCGCACAAUUAGAGUCAUUCAAUCCCUUCACCGACUUUUGCACGACGCUCAAGGCCGGGCAGCCUGUAUGCUGCACUGCUGGUGACCUGCCCGACUUCAAGCGCAAGGCAGACUCUGAUGGUACCUGUGCAACGCACCUGGUCCAACAAGGAGACUUUUGCGUCAAGAUUGCCCUUGCGAAUGGAAUCACGCAAACACAGCUGGAGUCCUACAAUAAAGGCUCGGAUAAGACCUGGGGCUGGACAUCGUGCGAGAAUCUCCCUGUUGGAAUCAACAUUUGUGUCUCUGAGGGCAAACCACCUCUCCCAGCACCUGUGUCUAAUGCAGUGUGCGGGCCGACCAAGCCUGGGGUUUCGCAACCGCUCGCAGGUCAAUCGCUUGCAGACCUGGCUCCAUGCCCACUCAACAUCUGCUGCAACGUGUGGGGGCAGUGUGGCAUGACGCCCGAUUUCUGCAAGUUCACAGACUCCAAAAUUCCGGCAAAUCCUGGUACAUCUCCGGGAGGCAACAGCCCGUGCAUUUCGAAUUGUGGUACCGAUAUUGUGACGGAUGGCUCCGCCCCAGCAGCGUUCGGCAGAGUCGGGUACUACGAGAGCUGGAAUUUCGGGCGUUCUUGUCUUCAUCUGCGCGCUUCCAAUGCCAACGUGGGCGAGAAGUAUACUAUCAUUCACUGGGCUUUCCUGGAGCUCAACAGUGACUACACUGUCAAAAUUGCGGAUGAGUAUGGCCAGUGGGACGAGUUCGUGGCAUUGACAAGCGCCAAACGCGUCGUCUCGUUUGGCGGUUGGGCUUUCUCCAACGAUCCUCCAACCUACGAUGUGCUUCGGCAGGCCAUGAGUCCCGCGAACAGGGACACGUUUGCCAACAGCAUUGUUCAGUUCCUGGACAAAUACAAGCUUGACGGGGUCGACUUCGACUGGGAGUAUCCAGGUGCUACUGAUAUUCCUGGCACGCCCCCAGGCUUAGCCACCGAUGGUGCCACCUAUCUCCGGUUCCUCCAGCUGAUGCGACAGAAGUUACCCCGGACCACCGGCAAAACUCUGUCCAUCGCGGCUCCAGCCUCGUACUGGUAUCUCAAGCAAUUCCCUAUCAAGCUCAUGGCAGCGUCUCUCGACUACGUCGUGUACAUGACAUACGAUCUACAUGGUCAGUGGGAUGCCGGUAACCAGUGGUCAGCAGAAGGCUGUCCUGCUGGAAACUGCUUGCGGAGCCAUGUCAACAUCACAGAAACUUAUCUCGCACUGUCGAUGAUUACCAAGGCCGGAGUCUCGCCGUCCAAGAUUUUUGUUGGCGAGUCAAGUUACGGGCGAUCUUUCCGUAUGGCAACCAUGGGCUGCACGGGACCCAUGUGUACCUUCACGGGAGAUAGGAUGGACUCGCAAGCCGCUCCAGGCAUGUGCACCGACACCGCAGGCUACAUAUCUAAUGCGGAGAUCGAGCAUAUCCAGAAAACAUACUCAAAGGUCCAAUCAUUCCACGACUCGCCUUCCAAUACUGAUAUCCUUGUCUACGACGACCUGGAAUGGGUAGCGUAUAUGACAGAGACCACAAAGUCGACUCGCAGGAAUUUCUGGAAAGGCUUUGGCUUUGCAGGCACGAUAGACUGGGCCGUCGACUUGCAGCACUUCAAUGGUGAUAGUUUGGACGACAGCAUCAACGAGUGGGAACUGGACGUCGGAAUGCCAGCCAAGUGCGGUGGCUUUUACACGAAACUUGAGGACAUUGAGCACAAUCUGGGCAACAUCCCGAUUCAUUGUCGCUCGCAGCACAUCUUGACGGCCAUGCACAGUCUGCUGGAGAACACCGUGUCCGAGUUUGACGAACUUCUGCGCAAUGGAUACGAGGACAGCUUCAACACGUAUGCCGAUGUCGUUGUCGAGGGAAGUCGUGGCGCGGUCCAGGACUUCAUGUACAAGAACGGCAACAGGUACUUCACAUGCCUCAUGACCGAGACCGUUGACGACUGUUACCACUGCCACUGGAGGACGGGCGCGGGCACACCCGGCUGCAGAUACUGCCAGGACUACGACUGCGGCUGGAGUCUGCUCUGUAACCAGCCCGAUGUCCAGUGUUCUGGUCACAAGUGGCGCUUCGUCGACAUGAGCCAGCCCUGCCCUCCAGACUACUCGCAGCGCGGAUCCGAGGCCCCUAACGGCGGUGAGCACUGGCCGCAGGCGGUGCGCUGGACGCUCCGGGCCUCGCAGAGUAAAGCUUUUUGGAAGGACCUGUACGACGAGGUCGGCGUCGACCAGAAGAACAUCAAGUGGGAGACUAUCCAGCACUACGGCUGCGCCCCGACAGACGAGGACUGCGGCAAGCGCUACCACGAUUACAACUUUCCGGUGCCGGACGGCUUCACGCGCGACGAGGUGCUCGAUCCCAAGGACCUGGUAUAUGAGGCCCGCGGGAAGCUCAACUAUCUUGGGCCAGCUCUGUCCAAGGUCUUGCAGACGAUCAGUGAUGGGCGCUGGGCCGGCGAUCUCGACGACCUGGUUGACGCCUUGGUUAUUCCCGUGGCCAUGAUCGAGGACGCGAUCAACAAUAUGAAGCAGAUCAAGAAGUUUGCCGAAGACCUGAACGCCCAGAAGCGCAAGAUGAUCAUUUUGGCAUUCAUUAGUGCCUUGCUUUUCUUCCUGCCCGUCGUCGGCGAGGUCAUCGCGACUGUUGGAGCGCUCGCUAACGUCGGCCGGAUUCUGUCACUGAUAGGUGCCCUGGGCAGUAUCGGCAACGACAUCUACAGUCUCGUGGAUGAGGGUCACCCAGACUUCUUCACUAUCUUCGGUCUCGUGCUAGCCCCGCUCGACAUUAUCGAUCUCGUUCGCAUGUCGAAAGCUGCUCAGAUCCGGCGGGGUAUGGAUCCCGAGGACAUCAAGAAGCUCGGU
Microdochium trichocladiopsis is the source of this 3720-nucleotide messenger RNA. Its product is annotated as killer toxin alpha/beta. The record is from RefSeq and is a predicted model, not a curated record. Gene Ontology annotation, molecular function: chitin binding; hydrolase activity, hydrolyzing O-glycosyl compounds. Gene Ontology annotation, biological process: carbohydrate metabolic process. The annotation marks the transcript as partial. Lineage: Eukaryota; Fungi; Ascomycota; Sordariomycetes; Xylariales; Microdochiaceae. The transcript has 10 exons.